Podarcis lilfordi (Lilford's wall lizard) is the source of this 4308-nucleotide messenger RNA. Lineage: Eukaryota; Metazoa; Chordata; Lepidosauria; Squamata; Lacertidae. The record is from the annotation of a GenBank genome assembly.
GGGAAGGUUGCCUUCUGGGCCACGCUGCCUGAAGCUCGCGAUAGUAGGGCUGUUGGCGGAGCAUGCGCAGGAGCGCCAGCUCUGCUUUGAGUGCGAAGUCGUGUGGCAGCGCUGCUGACUGAGAGGUCGCCAGGGUCGCGGAGGGAAAAAGCCGCGCAGCCGUCGGGAUGUGGUACGAGAUCUUGCCCAGCUUGGGCCUCAUGUACGUGUGCUUGGUCAUCCCUGGCGUGAGCACCGCCUACAUCCACAGAUACACCAACGGGGGCAAGGUGCGUGCCAUGGAAGCGGCUCCUCACGAAUCCCCAUCUCCCCUCUCCUUUUCUGAAAUCCCAUAUUGCUGAUUUAGGAAUUGCUGUAGCUUUAAGAACUUGUUUUGCGUUUAGAUGUAUGUGAUCGAUUUAGGAACAGCGGCUUUAAGAGCUUGAGUUUUCUCUUCCCUUCUCCUCCCCGCGUUCUUUUCCCUUGCGUGCCAUGACUUUUCAGAGGGUCUCUUAAAACUGGUGGGGUUGGGGGGGGUUAAGCUGCCCUGAGAACCUUUUGGGUGUAAAUAAAAAUUUUAAGUAAAUUGCACGCCUUCUUUGAAACUCUCUGAAGAAGUCUAAUAUGCAACCCCAAAUCCAACGUGCAGUACUUGCGUAUAAACGCCAGGAGGCCUAAGAGACCGAAGAAAAAAAGCAAGUGACCCAGAAUUUCUAAAAUGUAAUCAAGGCCAACAGCAAAAUCAUAAUAAUGAAAGCAAUACAUUUCAGGAGAAAUCUAGCAAGAAGAAAAAGAAAAAUUGUUUUCAGAAAGGGCUGCAGUGUUGAUUCUGUUGAUAAUGAAAUCCAAAGCUGUGGGGCUACCAUGGAGAUGGCUUUAAGAGAGGAUUGGACAAAUUUAUGGAGGACAAAGCUACUCACCACUACAGAGGCAGCAAUGCUUCCAAAUAUAAGUUUCUGGAAAUGACAGGGAGAGUGCUGUUCUGUUUGUGUUUAUAGGUUUCCCAUAUGCAUCUGGGCAGCCAUUGUGAGCAAAAGGACACUGGAUUUGAUGGCCCAUGGCCUGCUCCAGCAGGUUUGACUUAUUUCAUAGACUGCCUUGUGCCUGGCAAUUCACCUUCACCUGGUGGUUGGUCUCAGAGAAUGGGCAACUGGGUGUGGGAACUGACAGCCCUUCAAAUAACUGUGACAAAAACCUUUUUAAGGCUUUAAAGCCCGUAAGAAUAGGGAGAGUCGUGUUGUCGUCCCCCACCCCCAUUUCAUAAUAUUAAAACCCAGGGCCAUCCAGUGAAGCUGAAUGCUGGAAGAUUCAAAGCAAACGAAAGAAAACACUCUUCUAUGGAAUUCACUCCCAGGAGAUGCACUGAUGGCCACCAGCUUGGAUAGCUUUAAGAAGUGGUUGGUCAAAUUCGCUGAGGCUAAUGCUUUCAAGGGCUAUUAGCCACUGGUAUGUACUACCUCAUGUGUCAGAGGCAGUAUGUCUCUGAAUAUCAGUUGCUGUGGUUCACAUGUUGGGAGAGUGGUGUUUUACUCAGGUUCCCAUAGGCAUCUGGUUGGCUACUGUGAGAACAGGAUGCUGAAGUAGCCAAACUUUCUUUAAUGGCAGCCCUAUGUAGAGUGCAUUUCAGCAGCACAGUCUGAAUGUGACAAAGGCACAAUACAUGAGGCCUGGACAAGUUUUAUUUAUUUAUGUAAUGUAUAUCCUACACCGGAGGUUUUCAAACUUUUUGAGUCCACAGUUCCCUUGACCAAGUACAUUCUUUCUGCGGUUCUCCUGUGGGGCUCAGAAGCCCAAUGAUGUCACCCCUUGCCUGCAGAGCUGGCAGCCUCUCACCCUUUCUCAAACACCCUCCCUUGUAGAGUGUUCCCUCAGCCUCCUCCUCUCCUCUCCUCUAGCCAGCCCCAGAGGCACCAUUCACCUGUCGUGCUUGUAGUCAGGGCUGCUGCAACAAAUAGCCGUACAAGCCUUUGGGAGGCAGAGACGUGAUAGGGCAUUAGAGGAAGAAGAGAAGGAAAGAGGGACAGAAGCCAUUGUUGCCUGCGGCACUCCUGACCACCAUUCAACUCACUCCAUGGUGCCACAGCACACUGGUUGAAAACCACUGCCCUACACUGUCAUUGUAGGUUUAUUCUAGGGCAGCUAGUAGAGUAUUACAGGACAGGAAAAUAAAUAUUUUUAAAGUAGUUAACAAUAACAGAUGGGAUUCAGGUGGCGCUGUGGUCUAAACCACUGAGCCUCUUGGGCUUGCUGAUCAGAAGGUUGGUGGUUCGAAUCCCCUCGACGGGGUGAGCUGCCGUUGUUCGGUCCCAGCUCCUGCCAACCUAGCAGUUCGAAAGCACGCCAGUGCAAGUAGAUAAAUAGGUGCCACUCUGGCGGGAAGGUAAAUGGUGUUUCUGUGCAUUGUUCUGGUUUCGGUGUUCCAUUGCACCAGAAGCGGCUUAGUCAUGCUGCCCACAUGACCCGGAAAAACUGUGGACAAACGCUCCCUCAGCCUGUAAAGCGAGAUGAGUGCCGCAACCCCAGUCUGUGACUGGACUUAAUUGUCAGGGGUCUUUACCUUUACCUCUUACCUUUAACAAUAACAGACAAUAACUGCUAUUUGAAAUGUGUACCUUUCAGAUCCCUGUCCCAGUAGAUAGGCAGAUUGAUGCAGAAGAAAAGUAUCCAACUGGUGUCUGGGCUCUAAAAAAUAAAAGGUUACAUAUAGGCCACCCUGAACUCUGAUUGGAUGAAGGGAGAUAUAGCAAUGUUUUAAUUAGUAAAGGUGAGGAUUUUUUAAAAAAAGGAAAAUGAAGAAUGGUAAAUGACGACUUGUAAAAAAAACAAAUUAAAAUAAUAAUAAUUGUAAGAAAAAGGCUCAGUAGGAUGAUUUUUUAUUAAAUUUAAUAAAAAUUAAAUUAAAUUAACAAAUAAAGCAUGAACAAAUAUGUUCAAGCUGAAACUCUAGUUGAUUUUCUUUGUUUAUGAAUAUAUUCUUUUUGGGGUGGGCAUAUUAAAUGAAACGAGCCUCACUCACACCUGCAGUCUGCAGCAGUGCUGUUCAGACAUAGGCUUUCUUACCGCAUCUAUUGAACCCCACAGUGUUGCCCCCUGAAUUGCCCAUGACAUCCAAAUAAUCAUACCUUCAGCUAAGAAUGACAAGGACAGUCUGUCAUGUGUAUAUCUGAGCCUUGGUGCUAGGCUGUGAAGCAGGGCUGAGCAGGUUGCUUUUCAUCUCAAAAAAGGAAUAGGUCUGCCCGCAUCUGUUGAAUUUUUCAAUAUUUCACAUUUUUGUCAACUUUGCUUUAAGCCUUCUCACUUUAUCUGUCUCCCACUGCCUCUUGUUUACACAUUGUCCACCUUAUUUCUUAUGUGCCCAGGAGAAGAGAAUUGCUCGGAACACCUAUCAGUGGUACCUGCUGGAGAGAGACAAGCGUGUGUCUGGAGUAAAUCAGUACUUUGGCUCCAAGGUUUGUUUGAACAAACUUCCUUGCAUGCUGCUGUCUGGUUGCAAAGUCACAACACUAUUUUUUUUGUGGGGGUGGGGAGCUAAAUGCCACAACUGUUUACAUUUGUUUUGGCCCCUAAAUGAUUUCUGUUCCUCUGCACAAUGUUAUUUUUAUCCUUAAUCUGUGUUCAAUACUAUAAUGCGCAUGACAUGUUCUGCUCAUAGCAGAGCCCUUUUCAGACAUGUAUUUCAGACAUGUAUCAGACAAGUUGGAGAACAGCUGUCAUUACUUGUGUGGAUUCCCCAUGGGUAGUUAUGGAGCAUCUUUAAAGACUGAAUAACUUUCCAAACUACAACUCCCAUCAUGCCUGGCCAUUUGUCAUAUUUGCUAGGACUGAUGGGAGUUGCAGUUCAGCAACAUCUCAAGGGCAAAAGGUUCCCCACUCCUGCCCUAAGGAGUCUUCUUUCCUGGUCCUGUGAUGGCAGAGCACUUCUGUCAGUGGCAGCCUGAUGUAGCAAAGGAAAGUGCAAACCUGCCUGCGCUUGCUAGUAUUAAAAGUUGAGCAACUCGCUAUGUGUUUGCGCAAUUAGUAUUUUUCUGUUUGUGGGAUUAAGGAGGACACCACCUUGAAAAGAGGUUUGUUAAACCUGAUUAUAUAGUGUAAUUUGAUAGCAACAGCGUUGUGCACAUUUAACUAAUUUGCUUCACUUUUUAUUUUCCAGGGUUUGGAGAACAUUAAGUAAAACCACGGUGCAAUGAAAGCAACUUAAUAAACAUGUAUUUGACAAAGUGUGGAGCAUAUUGAUCAUAAUACCAUAAGGAGAGAGGACAAUAAGCUUCUACUACUGUACCAAUAAAAUUGCAAUAAAGAAAUAAAAUACAGAUUGAAAUAAUGCAGAUG